Oryzias melastigma (Indian medaka) is the source of this 4841-nucleotide messenger RNA. RefSeq names its product phosphoinositide-3-kinase, regulatory subunit 4 (gene pik3r4). The record is from RefSeq and is a predicted model, not a curated record. Gene Ontology annotation, biological process: protein targeting to vacuole; macroautophagy; autophagy of peroxisome. Gene Ontology annotation, cellular component: late endosome; phosphatidylinositol 3-kinase complex, class III, type I; phosphatidylinositol 3-kinase complex, class III, type II. Lineage: Eukaryota; Metazoa; Chordata; Actinopteri; Beloniformes; Adrianichthyidae. The transcript has 18 exons. Gene Ontology annotation, molecular function: protein binding; ATP binding; protein serine/threonine kinase activity.
AGAGCUUCCGGUGUGCCCCGGAAACACAACAACAGCUGAGUGUGCGUGACUCAGACUCAUCAUCUUGCGGCUCCUCACCAUCGUUUUUCUGUAACGAAUUGUUAAGUUGGCGUCGCGGGAAGAUGGUAACCAUUCGGUUAUUGUAGCGGGAAAACGAACAAACGGGAGAGUUUUAACCCCGCGAGCCGCCGUCAGCACCCCCUACCCUCCCCGCGUGCGCGCGCGCGCCUCCGUAGGAGGUCAGUAUCGGAGCCGCGCAGGCGCUGUUUGUUUGUUUUGACGGUUAAAUAGAUUUCGGUGUUGAAGCGAGAAGAAAGCGGAAACUCUCCAGAAGCCAGGUGUGCGCAUGCGUGUUCGGCUGAAGUAACGAGUCCGGUCUGGUUUCAAACCGACCGUCAGACCAGAGUCCGCUGCUUCACGGUUUUGUAAGGGGCCCUGUCGGUUCGGAACUGGUUCCGAUCGACUGGUAAGCAUUGGCACCAGGCGAGGGGGUCCAGUGGAGGGGCUGGUUCCGGUCCCACUGACGGUGCGCGUGCAGGCGGCGGCGGUGAGGCGCCAUGGGGAACCAGCUGGCGGGCAUCGCGCCCUCGCAGAUCCUCUCCGUGGACAGCUACUUCUCUGACAUCCUUGACCACGAGUACGACAAAAGUUUGGGCAGCACUCGCUUCUUCAAGGUGGCCCGGGCCAAGCACCGGGAAGGUCUGGUGGUGGUGAAGGUCUUCGCCAUCCAGGACCCCUCCCUGCCGCUGACCAGCUACAAGCAGGAGCUGGAGGAGCUGAAGAUCCGCCUGCAUUCCUGCCAGAACUGCCUGCCCUUCCAGAAGGCCACGCUAACGGAGAAAGCUGCCAUCCUGUUCCGGCAGUAUGUCCGGGACAACCUGUACGACCGCAUCAGCACGCGGCCCUUCCUCAACAAUGUGGAGAAGCGCUGGCUGGCGUUCCAGAUCCUCAGCGCAGUGGACCAGGCGCACAAGGCCGGCGUUCGCCACGGCGACAUCAAGACAGAGAAUGUGAUGGUGACCAGCUGGAACUGGGUCCUGCUCAGCGACUUCGCCAGCUUCAAGCCCACCUUCCUGCCGGAGGACAACCCCGCCGACUUCAACUACUUCUUCGACACGUCCAGACGCCGGACGUGCUACAUCGCCCCUGAGAGGUUUGUGGACGGGAGCAUGUUCACCACGGAGAGUGACCAGAACACGCCGCUGGUGGACCUGACCAACAACAACCAAAGGAGCCGAGGGGAGCUCAAGCAGGCCAUGGACAUCUUCUCUGCAGGUUGCGUGAUCGCAGAACUCUUCACGGAGGGCGUUCCCCUCUUCGACCUGUCCCAGCUGCUGGCGUACCGGAAAGGCCUCUUCCAGACAGAGCAGGUCCUCCAGAAGAUCGAGGACCCGAGCAUCAGAGAACUGGUGGCUCAGAUGGUCCAGCGGGAGCCAGAGAAACGCCUGACAGCAGAGGAGUACCUGAAGCAGCAAAGGGGCGGAGCCUUCCCUGACAUCUUCUACACCUUCCUGCAGCCCUACAUGGCGCAGUUCGCCAAGGAGACUUUCCAGUCGGCCGAAGAGCGAGUCCUGGUGAUCCGCAAAGACCUCGACAACAUCCUACACAACCUUCGAGGGGGCUGCUCCUCUUCCUCCGUGGACGGCGGCGAUGGCGUGCCGAGCCCCCGGGAGGAGCAGGGCCUGCUGGUGCUGGUGUCCGUCAUCACCUCCUGCCUGCAGACGCUGCACUCCUGCGACUCCAAGCUGGCGGCGCUGGAGCUGGUUCUGCACCUGGGCCCGCGGCUCAGCGUGGACAUCCUGCUGGACCGCAUCACGCCGUACCUGCUGCACUUCUGCAACGACCACGUGCCGCGCGUGCGCGCGCAGGCCAUCCGCACGCUGACCAAGGUGCUGGCGCUGGUGAAGGAGGUGCCGAGGAACGACAUCAACAUCUACCCCGAGUACGUCCUGCCCGGCGUCGCACACCUCGCCCAGGACGACGCCACCAUCGUCCGGCUGGCGUACGCAGAAAACAUCGCUCACCUGGCAGAGAGCGCGCUCCGCUUCCUGGAGCUGGUCCAGGAAAACAACGUCAACUCGGAGCAGGACGUGAGUGGCGAGGACGGCGAGGAGAACAACCACCCCAGUGACAACUACGACUCCGAGCUGCAGGCGCUCCACGAGAUGGUGCAGCAGAAGGUGGUGACGCUGCUGAGCGACCCCGAGAACAUCGUCAAGCAGUCGCUGAUGGAGAGCGGCAUCACGCGCCUCUGCGUCUUCUUCGGCCGCCAGAAAGCCAACGACGUGCUGCUGUCCCACAUGAUCACCUUCCUCAACGACAAGAACGACUGGCACCUGCGGGGGGCCUUCUUCGACAGCAUCGUGGGCGUGGCGGCGUACGUGGGCUGGCAGAGCUCCUCCAUCCUGAAGCCCCUCCUACAGCAGGGCCUGAGCGACACGGAGGAGUUCGUCAUCUACAAGGCGCUGAACGCCCUGACCGCCAUGUGCCAGCUGGGGCUGCUGCAGAAGCCGCACAUCUACGAGUUCGUCAGCGACAUCGGUAAGCUCCGCCUCCACGCUGAGCCCCUGAACUCUGUCUGUAGAACUGUCGGUAGAUUUCUCUGCGCUGGUUCCGGGUCUCGUCUGACCCGACCGUCCGGUCCCUGUCAGGGAAUGACUGAGGCCGAGGAGGACAAGCUGCUGGCGCUGAAGGACUUCAUGCUGAAGUCCAACAAGGCCAAAGCCAACAUGGGCGAGCAGAACCACCAGGGCGACUCGGCCCAGACCGGCGUCAUCGACCUUGCCACGCUCGGCAUCAUGGGCCGGCAGGUGGACCUGGUGAAACCCAAAGCUGAGGCUGAGGAGAAGAAAGCCCGGAAGCAAACCAAGCAGGACUCGACCAUGAACGAGGAGUGGAAGAGCAUGUUCGGGUCUCAGGAGCCGCCGCCCUCCCAGCCCCCCGCCGUAAGUCCUCGUCUGUGAGGAGCGGUUCUGCUGGACCUCAGGCGAGUCCAGGUUCUGUCUGCAGCCGCUCAUCCGGUUCUCUUCUGUCCUCAGGUGACUGACGGGGCGGUGAAUCCCAGCAGGAAGAGUGUCGUCGCGCCGAUGGCCCCCGCACCACAUUUGGGGGUGAGUGGCCCCGCCUACCAGCGCCGCAUGAACACCUGCAAGGCGGAGCUUCAGCAGCUGGUGCAGCAGAAGAGAGAGCAAUGCAGCGCCGAGCGCAUGGCCAAGAAGAUGAUGGAGAGCGCCGAGUGGGAGAGCCGGCCCCCCCCGCCAGGAUGGCACCCCAAAGGCCUGCUGGUGGCCCACCUGCACGAGCACAAGGCCGCCGUCAACCGCAUCCGCGUGUCCGACGAGCACGCCAUCUUCGCCACGGCGUCCAACGACGGCACCGUGAAGGUGUGGGACAGCCAGAAGAUGGAGGGCAAGACCACCACCACCAGGUCUGUGCUGACGUACGCCCGCGUGGGGGGUCACGUGAAGACGCUGACCUUCUGUCAGGGCUCGCAUUACUUAGCCGUGGCGUCGGACAGCGGCUCCAUCCAGCUGCUCGCCGUGGAGGCCAACAAGCCGCCAAAGUCCCCCAAGGUGCAGCCGUACCAGACCAGGACUCUGGACCUGCAGGAGGACGGCUGUGCCGUGGACGUCCACCACUUCAACUCCGGCACUCAGUCGGUGCUGGCGUACGCCACGGUCAACGGCUCUCUGGUGGGCUGGGACCUCCGCUCCAACACCAACGCCUGGACGCUGCGGCACGACCUGCGGCUCGGACUCAUCACCUCCUUCUGCGUGGACAUGCACCAGUGCUGGCUCUGCUUAGGAACGAGCAGUGGCACCAUGGCAUGCUGGGAUAUGCGGUUCCAGCUGCCCAUCUCCAACCACUCCCACCCGGCCCGCGCACGAGUCCGCCGCCUGCUGAUGCACCCGCUGUACCAGUCGUCCGUUAUCGCAGCGGUGCAGGGAAACAACGAAGUGUCCAUGUGGGAUUUGGAGACCGGAGACCGGAAGUUCACCCUGUGGGCAAGUUCUGCCCCGCCGCUCUCUGAGAUGCAGCCGUCUCCUCACAGCGUUCAUGGGAUCUACUGCAGUCCAGCUGAUGGGAACCCUCUGCUGCUGACCGCCGGCUCCGACAUGAGAAUCAGGUUCUGGGACUUGGCGUAUCCAGAGAGGUCCUACAUCGUGGCGGGCGGAGCCAACGACUCUCUGCACUGUCCGUCUGUCUUCUACAGCCGCAAGAUCAUUGAAGGGACUGAGGUGGUCCAGGAGAUCCACAGCAAGCAGAAGAGCGGCGCCGCCGAGGACUCGCCCCGCCGCGGCCCGGAGUCCCUCCCUGUAGGACACCAUGACAUCAUCACGGACAUCGCCACCUUUCAGACCACGCAGGGCUUCAUCGUCACCUCGUCCAGAGACGGCAUCGUCAAAGUCUGGAAGUGAGCCUGGACCAGAACUGCUGGGUCCAGCAGACCAGAACCAAAAACCCAGAAGCUCCUCAGCCAUUCAAACCAUGGGACGAUCAGAUCCAGCAGACUGGACCUUCUCGGUUCUGGAGUUUGUGAAUGAAACUUCAGACCAUCGGACUGGCAGACGUCUGCCGUCUGCGCAGACGGAGCUUCUGUGUGUUUGUAAACGUGUCGGACGGGACCUGAACGCCUCGCCGUGAUGGGAAUGAAGACUCACACACUCGGACUCGUUACAGAAACUGUUUAUUCUGAUUCAGUUUCAUUCUUCCAACCUUCAAGUUUCAGACGUGGAGAACCCGAAGAACCCGGAAGAUCAGAACCAGUUCUCAUUUCCUCUGACCCACAAAGACCGGCGUCUGCUUCUGAAGCUGCAAUGCAAUAAAAGCUCAAACCUGAA